Messenger RNA from Colletotrichum godetiae, 626 nucleotides. RefSeq lists its product as uncharacterized. Bases 91 to 366 code for a protein of 91 amino acids. The transcript has a single exon. NCBI's taxonomy places the organism in Eukaryota, Fungi, Ascomycota, Sordariomycetes, Glomerellales, Glomerellaceae. The record is from RefSeq and is a predicted model, not a curated record.
GGAGAAUGGGAAAAGAAGGACGGCGGGAGGAUUGGGCGCGGCGGCGGCGGCGGUGGGUGGCAGGCGGCAGGCAGGUGGGUGGCCCUGCGGAUGGAGGGGACCUCACCUCACCUGGCAAGGCUCAAGCAGCAGCAGUACCUUGGGCGGUACCUAGAGGGGGCAGCGGGCUGGUGGAGAGCCCUGGAGACGCAGUGGCCCGAUGGACUGGGCCUGGAACUCGGGCUAGGUACUUGGUAUAGUGGAUGCUGUUGUUGCUUCGGAUCGGUGCCUUGCUCCCUGUACGAGAUGAUGGUUUAUAGAAUCAGGUCAUUAGGCAGGGUGAGAUGCUCAUGUUGUUUGGAUACUUGUUUUCCUCCAAGUGUAUGAGAGAAGACACGGUUCUCUUAGGUACUUGAUCUGAUGAGAGGACACUCUGAGUGAGCGAGUGAGUGAGUGAGAGAUGUUUAGAGGGGAGGGACCCUGGGUGAGAUUGGCGGUCUGGUGGAGACGGAUGAGGUAGAUGGCAAAAAGAUGGCCGCCAAAAGGCUCAGCUGGGUAAAGUCGAUUCGAGGAUGAGUGGAUGAGAGAGCACUGAGGGCCUUACGUUGCCUGUUGAUGUGCAGCAGCGCAGUUCCCCGAAUGACGGC